AUGAAAACCAGGCAAUUGACCACAAUUCGCAUCACCUACAAAGCUGAUAGUACGCUCAUGAAGGGAGUCAAGCGUUCUAAAUAUGAUCAAGAUAGUGGCCUUGGGUAUAAAUCUUCAAAAGGUGGAAGAAAACAGCUGAGGACCAUUAGAAAAACUGGCGGUAAAAAUAAUCGCCAUGAAACAUCGGACGAGGCCAACAAUGACGCUUCUGAUGAACUUAAACAACCCACUUCUGCCGCAAAGGAUGGCUCUGAUGCGCUUCAUAAGUCAGCAAACGAAGCUGGGCAUCAGAGAGAAGCUUACACUGCUCUUUUAACGUUGUUAAAAACUGACCAUAGCUCUAUGAAAAACGAUGGCACCAAAUCCAACGUCAAAAAUGGUGAUUCUACGCUAAGCCAGAAACCCGCAUGGGGUGGUGAGGCCGAAGACGAGGAAGAAGAUGAGGAACUUGCUAUAGAGAAUGCUCUGGUCGAUCAGCAAGAUGAUGAUGAUGAUAAUGACUUAGGUGACUCGGACAUGGCCAAUGAUGAUGAAACCCUUAUUGACACUUUAGAGAGCCAUUUCAACUCUGUUCCAGACAAAGUGUUAGAUGAUCUGGACGCUGCCUUCAAGGUCAAGUCUGUUCGCUACCGCUCUGGAAAAUCUCCCGUGGGCCCCAGUCAGGAAUACAUUUACUCUCGUCCAGCUCUACCAAAAGAUCCCCCUCAGCAGUUUGAGCUUCCAGAGCGUAAUCGUUCGAUAAGUCCCUACUUCGUAAAGCAAAAAUUGAAGGUACAGAACGAUCUUUUAGACCCUAGCAAGAAUGUUCUUACAGAACUUCAAAAAGAAUUGGUAGAUCCCAUCUUCCAAUAUCAAGAUCUACUUUACGAGUACAGUGGUUAUGAACAAGAGUCAGAAUAUCGAGACUUGUAUGCUCUUCACGUUUUGAACCAUGUUUACAAAACAAGAGAUCGAAUUUUGAAGAAUAACCAGCGACUUCAAGAAAACCCAGAUCAAGAAAUUCUCGAUCAGGGCUUUACAAGACCUAAAGUCCUGAUUGUUGUACCUACUAGGGAUACUGCUCAUAAGGUCCUUACCAAAAUAAUCGAAAAAUCUGGUAUUGAUCAAGUGGAUAAGAAAGGUAAGUUCCAAGACCAAUUCUUUCAGCCUUCUGCUACAAUCAAACACAAGCCUAAGUCAUUUCAACAUGUCUUUCAAGGAAAUACAAACGAUUUUUUUGUUUUGGGCGUUAAGUUUACCAGAAAGGCUAUCAAGUUGUACUCUAACUUCUAUCAAUCUGACAUCAUUGUAUGCUCGCCAUUGGGUCUUCAAUUAAUUCUAGAAAACACAGACAAAAAAAAGAGGCAAGAUGACUUUUUGUCGUCCAUUGAACUGUUGGUGAUCGAUCAACUGCAUAGCAUCGAAUUCCAAAAUGUGUUACAUUUGUCGUCGAUAUUCGAGCAUCUCAACAAGAUACCACAACAACAACAUGACGCUGAUUUUAGCAGAAUAAGAAUGUGGUACAUCAACGAUCAGGCCAAGCUUCUUCGCCAGUCCCUAAUUUUCACUCGAUACUCCUCGCCAUUUGCCAAUUCACUCAUAAACGGCAAAUGCAAAAACUACGCUGGUCGGUGGAAGAAUCAUACUCUAGUGAGUCCAGAUAAGUCCAGUUUAGGUCAACUUGGUAUGCGCACGCGUCUGAUUUUCCAAAGGUUCGAUUUGGCCGGAAAUUCGGCAAUUGACGAACCCGAUUACCGCUUCAAGUAUUUUUGUAGCGUGAUCGUCUCGAACAUUGUAAAAUCAACGGGUUACGAGGACGGUAUACUAUUGUACAUUCCGGACUACACCGAUUUUAUUCGUGUGCGCAAUUAUUUGCGCGAGAAGACCAGCAUCUUAUUUGGAGACAUCAAUGAGUACUCUGAACAACGACAACUCACAGCCAACAGGGCUUUGUUCGACCAAGGUAGGACCAAGGUGCUUCUGUAUACAGAAAGACUCCACCAUUUCCGUCGUUAUGAAAUUAAAGGCGUGAAAACCGUGAUUUUCUAUAAACCUCCCACGAAUCCCGAGUUCUUCGAGGAGACGGUUCGUUUCUUGGGCAAAAGUGCCUUUUUGGGGGUUGCCGACUUAAACAUUUCAGUGGUGAGAUGUUUGUAUUCAAAAUUAGACGGUCUUGCGUUGGAAAGGAUCGUCGGUACAGAAAGGGCAGCAGUUCUAACGCGGGGGCCUAAUGAAACUUACGAAUUUAAGUAG
Molecule: messenger RNA, 2232 nt
Organism: Lachancea dasiensis
Lineage: Eukaryota; Fungi; Ascomycota; Saccharomycetes; Saccharomycetales; Saccharomycetaceae
Source: the annotation of a GenBank genome assembly